AUGAACUCUCAUCAAUUCGACCCGGCCACCAUGAUCGGUCUGGCCGGCGCCUCCCCAAGAACGGACGACAACUUCGAUAUCUUCGAAUGGUACCCAGGAUACCAGAGCUGCCAACGAUAUUUCCUAGACCACGCCCAACACAGCGUCCCCGUCCAGGCUCUCUCUGCAUUUUUGAACAUCCGACUCCCCUUCCAGCGCCAACCGAAUCCCGUCUUCAACUCGACCUCGCCAUCUUCGUCUUCCUCCGCCACCCACAUCCCCCCAGCCGGCUCACAACCCCCCGGCCCGCCCUCCGUUUCACUGAUCCCAUACAUCCGCCGCCUAGUCGCAACCGGAAUGGACUUCCCAGGCGUGCUGCACGGCUUCUUCGGCGACGACUGGGGUAGCGGCGUGGGCCCAUUGCACGAGCAGGAACGGCGCAAUUACCUAUUCGCCGCGAAGAGCGGCGGCUGGGCUUCCGUCAAGAAGGACUACGAUAUCCCGCCUCUGGAAACCAUUCCCUUUUUGCGCCCUUUGCAAGGUCCCUCGGACGCGGAGAUCGAAGCCGCCGAACGCUCCUGGAGUGAAUGGCUCGCUAUGGAAGAUUGGAUGGUUGGACCCCGGGCGCCUGAUAUCCUCCAUGACUCUUCCUCGCAGAAUUCACGGCCGCGCAGCGCACGCGGAUAA
Molecule: messenger RNA, 666 nt
Organism: Penicillium antarcticum
Lineage: Eukaryota; Fungi; Ascomycota; Eurotiomycetes; Eurotiales; Aspergillaceae
Exons: 1
Coding region: 1-666 (221 amino acids)
Source: RefSeq, a predicted model, not a curated record